This is a messenger RNA of Pyrus x bretschneideri (Chinese white pear), 7708 nucleotides long. RefSeq names its product putative disease resistance RPP13-like protein 1. The transcript has 18 exons. Gene Ontology annotation, biological process: defense response to other organism. Gene Ontology annotation, molecular function: ADP binding. Bases 98 to 3946 code for a protein of 1282 amino acids. The record is from RefSeq and is a predicted model, not a curated record. Lineage: Eukaryota; Viridiplantae; Streptophyta; Magnoliopsida; Rosales; Rosaceae.
GUAGUCUCUUUUCGAAACAAUAAAUCCUAUUGUCUCUUAUUCUUCCUCACCUCUAACAAUUCUUCGAAGAAAAAAGAAAAACAGAGAGAGAGGUGAAAUGGCAGGAGCUUUGAUAGGAGAGGCUUUUCUCUCUGCUUCCAUCCACGUGAUGUGCGACAAGAUUGGUUCCGGCGAGUUCUUGGAUCUGUUUCGGGGGAAAAAGCAUGAUCGUUCGCUCAUGGAGAAGUUGAAGCUGACGUUGUUGACCCUUCAUGCAGUGCUCAAUGAUGCAGAGAAGAAGCAGAUUGUCAACCCUGUUGUGGGAAGCUGGCUCGACGAGCUCAAACAUGCUGUCUUUGAUGCGGAGGAUCUACUCGAUGAGAUCGAUGCUGAAGCUUUGCGCUCCAAGGUGGAAGCUGAAUUUCAAACUAAGAAAACCCAGGUGUGGAACUUCCUAUCUACCUCUCUUAAUCCUUUUUAUCAUGGCAUGAAUGGUAGGAUACAAGAGUUAUUCCAAAGGUUAGAACACCUCGCAAAACAAAUUAAUCUCCUUGGUCUUAUAGGAGGUGUUAAGGGGAAAAUUUCUCGAAGAACUCCCACAACAUUCUUCGUUGAGAAUGAAUUUUGUCCUUAUGGUAGGGAUGGAGAUAAAGACAAGUUGAAAACAAAGUUGCUAUCUGAUUAUUCGAGUAGCAGCCACGUAUCAAUAAUCCCCAUAUUGGGAAUGGGCGGGGUUGGUAAGACAACCCUUGCUCAAGUCCUUUACAACGAUGAAAAAAUAAAAGGGCAUUUUGAUGUUACUGCUUGGGCAUGUGUUUCCGAAGAUUUUGAUGCUAUGAGGGUAACUAAAACCCUUAUUGAAUCAAUUAGCUCAAAACCUUGCAGUCUUCAAGAUAGCUUGCUUCAAGUUGAACUAAGGGAACAAGUGAGGGGGAAAAAGUUCCUAUUUGUGUUGGACGACCUUUGGAAUGACAACUAUAGUGAUUGGGAUCUUCUAAGGGCUCCUUUUACUUAUGGGGCGAGGGGAAGUAAGGUCAUUGUAACAACGAGGAACAAAAGUGUUGCAUCCCUAGUGCACACCGUGCCUAUUCACUACUUGAAACAUUUGUCAGAUGAAGAUUGUUGGUUGUUACUCGCAAAACAUGCGUUUAGAAAUGAAAAUCCUAGUGCGAAUCCAGACUUGGAAGAAAUUGGUAAGGAAAUUGCACGCAAGUGCAAUGGUCUUCCUUUAGCUGCAAAAGCACUUGGUGGUCUCUUAGGUUGUAAUGUGGAUUACGAGGAAUGGAGUCACAUAUUGAACAACAAUCUUUGGGAGAUAUUGCAUGAUAAAGGUGUUCUUCCAUCAUUAAGAUUGAGUUACUAUUAUCUCCCUACUUAUUUGAAACAAUGCUUUGCUUAUUUCUCAAUUUUCCCAAAGGACUAUGAAUUUGAAAAGGAAAAUAUAAUUCAACUUUGGAUGGCACUGGGUUUAAUUCCACAAGCUGAGAGUGGUAAAGGAUUGGAAGAGGUCGGCGAGAAAUACUUUGAUGAACUAUUGUCACGAUCUCUACUUCAAAGAUCAUUAAUUGGGAAAUCAAGUUUCAUAAUGCAUGAUCUCAUUAACGACUUGGCUAUGACUGUGUCUAGAGAAUUUUGUUUUAGGUUGGAUGAGGGACAGCCACAUGAAGUUCCUAAACGAGUUCGACAUUUGUCAUAUAUGAGAGGAAGAUUUGAUAUUGUUGCAAAGUUUAAGCCAUUGGACGAAAUUAAGUGUUUGCGCACCCUAUUUCCCAUGUCUUUAAGACCACACGAGGGGUGGAAUGUGACCUAUGUAAGCAUAAAGGUUCUAGAGGACUUGUUACCAGCACUAAAAUGUUUAAGGGUGUUGUCACUGUCAAGAUAUAAAAAUAUCACUCAAAUACCUGAUAACAUUGGUAAACACUUGCACUUACGCUACAUUGAUCUCUCUUACACUGCAAUUAUAAGGUUACCAGAUACGGUGUGUACUCUUUAUAAUUUGCAAACUCUAUUGUUGUUCGGUUGUUCCUCACUUGUUGAAUUGCCUGCAGACAUGAGAAAAUUGAUAAAUUUGCGUCAUCUUGAUAUUGAUGGAACUUGUGUAAAAGAGAUGCCGGUGCAAAUGGGUAGACUAAAAAGUUUGAGAACAUUGACUGCUUUUGUGUUGGGGAAAUCUACUGGGUCAGGUGGCAUUGGAGAACUGGGGCAAUUGUCGCACCUUCGAGGAAAAUUCUCUAUCUUGAAUCUGCAAAAUGUUGUCAAUCCUAUAGAUGCCUUGGGGGCCAAUUUGAAGGAUAAGAAAGAUCUGAACGAAGUAGAGUUGGCAUGGGGUCGUGAGGAUGCAAAUGAUUCCAUAACAGAGAGACAUGUACUUGAAAGCCUACAACCUUCCGUAAACCUGGUGAAGCUGACAAUCAGAUUUUAUGGUGGAACUAGCUUUCCAGAUUGGUUGGGAGACUUUUCCUUCUCCAACUUACAAGUCAUGCGUCUCACUGAUUGUAGUACUUGUUUGUGGUUGCCACCAGUUGGACGGUUACCCGUUCUCAAAGAGUUAUAUAUAGAAAGAAUGAAAUCUGUCAUGAGUAUUGGUGUUGAGUUCUACAGGGGUAAUGGAGCUUCUUUAAUUCAGCCAUUUCAAUCUCUCAAGAAGCUAGAGUUUAAAGAGAUGCCGGAGUGGGAGGAAUGGCUACCUUGUCCAGGUAGAGGUCAAUCUCUAGACUUUCCCCGUCUUGAGGAGCUGACUUUAGAGAAAUGUCCGAAGCUGAGGGGAAACUUGCCCGAUCAUCUUCCUUGCUUGAGAAAACUUUCCGUGUCCGACUGCGAGGUUCUACAUGAAAGGGCUACCAGAGCGAGAUGGAUACCGUGGUCUCUCAUCGUUAACACGGAGUCCUUGAUACAGUCUCUUGAAGAACUGCAGAUAGUUAAAUGCCCUGGUCUGUCGUGGUUACUGGAGACGGAGUCGCUUUCCUCGCUUUCCAAACUUGAGAUUGAAUUUUUUAGUCGCAGAGAAUGCUUGCGGCCGCACUUCAACAAUUGUCUUCAAAGAUUGUGUCUCGUUAACUGCGCAUCACUCUUGUCGUUCCCUAGAAAUGGUCUACCCACUUCGUUGACAUAUCUUAAAAUAGAAAAUUGCAGGAGAUUAGAAUUCCUAUCUCAUGAGAUGAUGGCCAAAUUGGCAUCCCUUCGAGAUUUGGAACUGUGGGACAGCUGUGAUUCACUGAGGUCCUUCCCGCUGGGCGUUUUCCCCAAACUUUCAACUCUUGAUAUCUGGGGCAGUAAAAAUCUUGAAUCCCUUUCCAUUGGAGAAGGGGCUGAUGACGAAAAUCUCACUCAUCUCAACUAUCUCUCCAUCACAAAGUGUCCAAACCUGGUCUCUUUUCCCCACGGGGGAUUGCCCACUCCCAAGCUGGCUUUUUUGUCAGUCUCGGGGAAUGAGAAUUUGAAGUUAUUGCCCAACCGAAUACACACCCUCACCGGCCUUCGAGAUUUAUGGAUAGGCGAACUUCCAAAUGUUGAGUCAUUUGCAGAAGGGGGUUUGCCUCCCAACCUACAAUCAUUUCAAAUCUAUGAUUGUGAGAAACUGAAGCCUUCAGUGAAGAAUUGGGGUUUGCAACGAAUUGUCUCCCUUCGCACUGUUUUGAUCUGGAGAAGCGAGGUUGUGUUGGAGACGUUGCUCAAGGAACAGCUGCUCCCUAUCACUCUUCACAUACUCGAAAUCUGGGACAUGAAAAGUCUGAAAUCUUUGGAGGGAAAGGGACUUCAACACCUCACUUCUCUUCAAGAGCUCAAAAUUUUCAACUGUGUUAGUCUCAAGUUCCUGCCAAAAGAUGGUUUGCCGGCAUCGCUCUCUUUUCUGAGCAUCACGGAUUGUCCUUCCCUGGAGAAGCGGUGUCAGAAGAAGACGGGACAAGAGUGGAGCAAGUUAGCUCACAUUCCUUGCAUCGAAAUAGGCGACCAAGUCAUCAUUUGAGAUCUCAAGUCAAAGUGAGGGCAAAAUUAUGUCACCGCCGUGUUGGUCGGCUUUGCUAAUGCAGAUAGCAAACUUGGAAUUGUAAAGAUUGGAUUAUCUAAGGCCAAUGAUUUUAACGUCCAUCAAUUAAUUGUCCAUGAAUGGUUCUCCUGCAGUGUGGCAUGAAUAUGAUUCUCCUUCAAUUGGAUAGAUAUGUUCUUUUUUGUACAUACACAGCUGUUGCAGUGAGAACGGGUGACGAUGACCACAAAACAAAAAUGAAGGCCAGGUUUCUUUGGAGCACUGCCUGCAUGCUUGCGCUUGUUGGAAGUCAGUACAUUACGUUACUAGAGCAGGAGCAUUCAGAUAUGUUGAGCUGGGGUAUGAAAAAGGAAAGCACUUGUGUUGGCAUCCUAUCGAAACGGAUAUGAGAAGAAACAGGAUUUUCACAACUUAAUGUGGAAAUGAAGUGGGAGAACGCAUCGAUCUGAAGCCUAUGAGCAUCUUAUUCUCUGGAAGUGAUCCAAAGGAACUGAGAGAUUACAGCAUUUUGCUCUGCCAUUGGGGAUGUUAUGAGCCGAAGAAACAAGGGAGAUGGAUGUCGAAAGCAAGGAUGGUUCGCCACAAAAACGUAUGGCUUCAAACAAGGUUUUAGUGACGUUUAAGAUGCCCUCCAUUUUUUUUUAAUAGGAAACCAGUGUGAACCAGUGUUGGUUCACCAAGAAAACGAGGGAAGAAGAAAUCACUUGAUGGAAGCAAUGAUAUGAACUUGGACGCAUCUCCAAAAUCUGAUGAGCAGGAAACUAAGAAAACAAAGCAGGAAGAGUUGAUGGAAAUUUGUAAUGGCAGCAGAGAUGGUGCUGCUUCUAUGAGAAAUAAGGAUGUCGAUGCCAAGGAAGUCAGAAAGCAUCUUAAAGUCGAGGAUUGAGACUCAAGAGGCAAUGUGUGUUGGUUCACGUAGAAAAUGAGAGAAGGAGAACGUCCUUGAUCAGAGGAUGUGAAGUACUCGGAUGUAGCAAAGCAGGACGAGUUGAUGGAAACUUGUAAUGCAGCAGAGAUGGUGGUGCUGCUGUGAAUGAGAAUGAUGCCAAGGGCAAGAGCAAGGCUGUAAGAGGGUGUCGCAGGGUCAUGGAAUGCCUCGUUGAGAGCAGAGAGAUAGAUCUUGAGCUUCCCCUACCUCAGGGCACCAUUAGCUGCUGAGGAUAUGGAAAAUGCUCUCCAGUUUUUGAAGUUCUGUGAAACAUUUAGCGAGUCCCAAGCUGAAUCCGUUCUUCGAGAACUAUCUCGUCAAGUGGACGAAGUGGAUGGCCUGGACAGUACUCCAUUGUUCGAUUUCAUAGCUAUAUGCUCUUCUUCAUACAGGAGUAAGAAAUCUGCCUAGUGUAUUAUGGUUAUGCAUAAAGUACAGCUCAACCACUUGAAGGGCAAAGUUAUGUCACUGCUGUGUUGGUCGGCCUUGCUGAUGCAGGCAGCAAACUGUGGAACUGAAAAGAUUGGAUCUUCUAAGGCCAAUGAUUUAAAUGUCCAUCAAUUAGUUAUUCAUGAAUGGUUCUCCUGCAGUGCGGCAUGAAUAUGAUUCUCCUUCAAUUGGAUAGUGGGUGCAGAUAUGCCCUCGAGUUUUUAAAGGAAACCGGUGUUGUUUCACCAAGAAAACACUUGUAUGCAUCUCCACCAUCUGUUGAGCAGGAAACUAAGAAAAGAAAGCAGGAGUUGAUGGAAAUUUGUAAUGGCAGCAGAGAUGGCGGUGCUACUAUGAGCAAUAAGUGCCAAGGCAGUCAGAAAGCGUCAUAAAGUCAAGGAAUGGCCUGGGAAUAUUGAGACUCAAGAGGUUGAUUUUGACAGCAGAGAUGGAGCUGCAGUUGAUUAUAGCAAUUUGUGUUGAUUCAACUGGCAAACGAGGGAAGGAGAACGCCCUUGAUCAGAGAGAAGAUGUGGAGUACUCGGAUGCAGCAAAGCAGGACGAGUUGAUGGAAACUUGUAAUGCAGCAGAGAUGAUGGUGGUGCUGUGAAUGAGAAUGAUGCCAAGGGCAAGGGCAAGGCUGCAGGAGGGUGCCGCAGGUCAAGGAACGCCACUUUGAGAGCUGAGAGUUUUUUUAAAAUUGGAAAGUCCCAAGCUGAAUCUGUUCUUUGAGAACUCUCAUGUGGAGGAAGUGGACGGCCUGAACAGUUUUCCAUUGUUCGAUUUCAUAGCUAUAUGUUUUUCUUCAACAGGAAGCAAGCAAGCACCAACUGCUCAUGGUUCCGAGAUUUGGAGAACCUGAUCUCCGCAUCCAGGGUAGGGUCUCUAAGGUCGACCCUGUUAUGAAAGAGCUGCCGCAGAGUGUUGCCCGUAGAGUGUUUUAGUGGAGGCGGAGAUGGAUAUGAUGCCUUAAGCUUCUCCCAGAAGCUUAGGCUUUUGAAUUUCCUUUGUGAUGAGGUUCUUAACACUAAAUCUUUCGUCCAGGCCGCCGAUAGAUUGAGUAGCAAAAUAAAAGAUCUGUCCAACGACUCCAACGUGAAAGGUUUGCUCUACCAAAGAAUAAGGAUAGAGAUCCCCAAGCUAAGAGAACCAUUACAGAUAGUGGGAAUGCUGUCCCGGAGUUGGACUGCAUUGUUUCAGUACUCAUAAGGGAGGCUGCUGACGCUCCCACGGAGGUGGUCGAUGCUAUGGCCAUGAUACCGGAAGGGCAAAAUUAUUUCACUACCAUGUUUCUCGGCUUUGCUGAUAUGGAUAGCAAACUGUGGAACUGUUGUAAAUAUUGGAUUAUCUAAGGCCAACGAUUUUAGCGUCCAUCAAUUAGUUGUCCAUGAAUGGUUCUCCUGCAGUCUGGCAUGAAUAUGAUUCUCCUCCAAUUGGAUAGAUAUGUUCUUUUUGUACAUACACAGCUGUUGAAGUGAGAAUGGGUGACGAACAGCACACGAAAAAAAAAAAAAAGAGAGGUUUCUUUGUAGCACUGCCCUCAUGCCUGUGCUUGUUGGAAGUCAGUACAUUAUGUUACUAGAACAGGAGUAUUCGUAUAUGUUGAGCUGGGGUAUCAAAAAGGAAAGCACUUGUGUUGGCAUCUUCUCGAAACGGAUGAGAAGAAACAAGAUUUUCACAAUUUGAUGUGGAAAUAAAGUGGGAGAACGUAUCGAUCUGAAGCCUAUGAGCAUCUUAUUCUCUGGAAGUGAUCCAGAGGAACUGAGAGAUUACAGCAUUUAACUCUACCAUGGGGAUGUUAUGAGCCGAAGAAACAAGGGGAGAUGGAUGUCAAAAGCAAGGAUGGUUCACCGCAAAAAUGUAUGGCUUCAAAUAAGGUUUUGGUGACAUUUAAGCAGGUUUGUGCCCUUGAGUUUUGAUAGGAAACCGGCGUUGGUUCACCAAGCAAACGAGGGAAGGAGAAGUCUCUUGGUGGAAGCAAAGAUAUGAACUUGGAUGCAUCUCCGAAAUCUGAUGACAUUGCUGUUGAUAUUGUUCAAAGCUUCUUCCCCAAUACUGCUACUUGCAUCUCUGCUCAGUGGAUCAUUAAGCCUGCACUGCUGUUACUUUUCAUCUUAUUCUGCACUGGUGCUACUUUCCCAUCAAAUACAAACACUCGGGAAGCUUUUUUUAUAUAAAUGUGUAGAAAAAUCAUGUAAUAUCUGUUAUAGAUGGUUCAUUUCAUGGUCCGAAAGCAUUCAUUCUUGUCAAGAACACAGCACUUGACAAUUGAAAAUCGGUAAUACAUCUUUAGAUGAAUACUGCAGAUGAACUGUUAUGAACAUAUUGUUCUUUUCAUCAUCAUUAGUUAUUUCUGAAAAAUUGAAGGGUUCUCUCUUCUGUUA